UUGGCAUGCAGCUCAAAGGGAAAGGGAGAAAACAGAGCGGCCCGUCGAUUAAGGCAAGACAGAAAGAAAGGGGGAGAGAGAGAGAGAGAGAAUUAAGUGGUAAAGUGAAAGUGCCAACAGCGUACUUUGUAUUCUGAACAUCGGACCUUCAGCAGACCUAAGCGACCGUUUCUACAACCGACGCUUUCACGGCGAACAGUAAGAGCGCAGUGAAUUCGGUAUCAUUCUCUGAAGGACGUUAAACACACAUCCCGAGAAAACAUGAGUGGGGAUGGCCGUCUGGAGCAGAUGCAGAAGGAGGUGGAUGAGGUGAAGGUCAUCAUGAAGGAAAACUUUGAAAAAGUAGAUGAGCGGCGAGAACACCUUAAGGACCUCGACACCAGAAGUGAACUUCUGCGGCAGCAGAGCAUGAAAUUCUCUAAGACUGCAGUGAAGGUGAAGCAGAAGAAACGCUCGUCUAACAAUAGGAUGAAGGUCCUGCUUGUUGGAGGGCUGGUAGGGCUGGUGUUGCUGGUGAUCAUCAUAGCCGUGCUGGCUAGCUCAUAUAAGACAGACGACUCCAAUGCUGAGCAAACUGUGAAGGCCGGUGGACCAUAGCACUGCCAGAGAGCGAGGGAGAGACAAAGACAGAGCAAUGGGGCAGAAAUAGGUGAAAGGACUGGAGACAAGGAGGAUCCUCUUCAUCUGUUAGUGGUAGGAAAGAUGAUAAUGCAGGGGGAAGGGACAAGGUGUUGGUGAGGUUUAUUCUGACCUCCUAAAUGCUGCUGAGUCUUUGAUUUUCUUAGCCAGACAGAGCUCUUCACACAAGUCUUCAAUAGGAGGAUAUCAUAGGAUAAGAUGGUACAGCAUACGUGAAGCACAUACCUGUUAUUUACGCAACUGCAAAAGCUGGCAGUCAGACAUGGUGCCCAACAGGCUCUAACAGGCAAGAUAAAUCAGGCAUGUUUGAGCCACAUGGCACCUGCUCUACAUUACGUGCAACUGCAUGUUUGAUCGUUUUUCCGUGGUUUUUAUUUCCCUGAAUAUGGAUCAAACAUAAAGCUGGCUUCAAACAGUGCUACUUGUUGUGCCCCAAAAUGUAAAAAAUGGUAAAGGGUUCUGUUAUCUUUAAAGUGGAAUGGGGACUGAAAGCUUAGUCUCUGUUGUAUGAUCUUAUCUUAAUCUUACCAGAGAAAACAAAACCGAAAUUAUUUUCAGCUUAAAUAUGUUCUGAACUGAAACUGACGUAAUGUGGAGUAGUACCGUGCAGAUAUAUUUACAUGUGUGGGUUUUUAUUUUUCGGGAAUAAUUGGCAAACAUCUAUCAUUCCAUUUAUCUGCACAUAAGUGUGUGUGUGUGUGUGUGUGUCUGUCUGUCUAAAAACAAGCAUAGUAUGGGUUUCUAUCAAUCAGGAUUUCACAAAGGAAAGACAAAACCUAAGCAGUACUCAGUUUUGAAUUGUCUCUUUAAAAGUUAUCAUCUUGGGACGUGAAACCCUACCAUUGGUUGACAGCCUCUUUGUAGUAUGUCCGAUGCAUGUGGAAAUAGCAACUGUGAUGAGAAGGGGGAUGGGGCCACAGUAGAGAUCUGUGAUGAAUAAACAGUGCCAGCUGGUCUGAAACGAAACCAGGAAACACAGGAAUACAAGAAACUGUGUUUGUCGGAAAAGUAUAAUACAUCGUACCAGUGCCAACUAGCCUGAAACAAAACAAAGAAACGGGAAAAUACAACAAACUGUGGUUUUGUGCAAGAAACCCUGCUUCCAAUGAAAACUGUUGUGAGGGAAUGUACAAGGAAGGGGUGUGUGGUGAUCUGUGGUGUAUUUAUCCUUCCUGUUCUCAACUGUGAUGUAAACAGUUGUACCUUUUCCAUUGUGUUGUUGCUUUUCCUUGAUUAAAAUAUCAUCAUACUUGUUUUCUUAUUUUUCUGCUGU
This is a messenger RNA of Megalops cyprinoides (Indo-Pacific tarpon), 1912 nucleotides long. Its product is annotated as vesicle-associated membrane protein 5-like. The transcript has 3 exons. Gene Ontology annotation, cellular component: plasma membrane; SNARE complex. Gene Ontology annotation, molecular function: SNAP receptor activity; syntaxin-1 binding. The coding region runs from base 262 to 597 and encodes 111 amino acids. NCBI's taxonomy places the organism in Eukaryota, Metazoa, Chordata, Actinopteri, Elopiformes, Megalopidae. The record is from RefSeq and is a predicted model, not a curated record. Gene Ontology annotation, biological process: vesicle fusion; vesicle-mediated transport; SNARE complex assembly.